This is a messenger RNA of Miscanthus lutarioriparius, 825 nucleotides long. Lineage: Eukaryota; Viridiplantae; Streptophyta; Magnoliopsida; Poales; Poaceae. The record is from the annotation of a GenBank genome assembly.
AUGCCAGAGCGACCUAGUGGACAGAAGGCAACCAAAAAGGCCGCUCUUGCUGCAAAAGGGAAGUCCAAAGGAUCAAAUUUGGAUGAUGAUGGAAAAUCAAAGGAAUCGGUGAUUGAUGUGGAGAAGCUUGACAAAUUUCGCAAAAUCCAAGAUUAUUUAAAUGCAAACCUCAUGAAGUUGCCUACACCCAUCCUUGUUCACUUCUUCAGUUCACUAGAAUUGAUAUAUCUGUUCAUUUCCACUAGCAGGGAAAAGGAGGAAGCCAUGGUGAGGUGUGUUGGAAAUUCUACCGAUGGCAUGGUACAUAUGCCUAUAGAAAUACCAGUACAGCCCAUUGCGCGUGAGGUGGAGCGGCGGCCUGCCUCAACAGAGGAGCGCAUUGGGCAUGGUGAACACACACGCCAUCGCCACCUGCAGCUGCGCCACCAUCUCCUCCGCGGCGGCCAUGGCGAGGUCACUGUGGCCAAGGAGCAGCACACCGGCGUCGUCCGGUCGGAGAUGCAGUACGAGAAUUGGUGCAUGCUGGCCUGCAUCACGAAGGAGAGCGUGCAGGCCGACCGUCGCGGUGCUGUUGGGGGAGGAGUCAUACGCGGUGGACAUGCAGCCCAACAUGGACCGCAGCGACCGCGCCAACAGGUCCCGGGAGCUGCACUGUGUGGAGCCGUAGGGCACAGCGGUGAAUGUGGCCGAGGCCCUCGGGCGGAACGACUCGACCAUGGCAGCGCCAAGCGCCAAGUUGCGCAGAGCAGCCAGGAGAGCUCGCUGCCGGUGUCGAGCCACGAGAACUCCCUGGUGGAACCGCAGCUUGCUGGGCAGCCGCGGUAG